Messenger RNA from Cercocebus atys (sooty mangabey), 2428 nucleotides. It is a transcript of the gene MELK, whose product is annotated as maternal embryonic leucine zipper kinase. NCBI's taxonomy places the organism in Eukaryota, Metazoa, Chordata, Mammalia, Primates, Cercopithecidae. Gene Ontology annotation, molecular function: tau-protein kinase activity; protein serine/threonine kinase activity; ATP binding. The record is from RefSeq and is a predicted model, not a curated record. The coding region runs from base 182 to 2083 and encodes 633 amino acids. Gene Ontology annotation, biological process: protein phosphorylation; intracellular signal transduction; microtubule cytoskeleton organization. Gene Ontology annotation, cellular component: cytoplasm. The transcript is spliced from 19 exons.
GAGAUUUGAUUCCCUUGGCGGGCGGAAGCUGCCACAACCCGGCGAUCGAAAAGAUUCCUAGGAACUCUGUACCAGCCACUUCUGUUAGGACAGCGCGCUCCUGUCUUGUUGGGCGCCGCCCCGCCGUGCCCUCCACCCCUCAGGUUCUUUUUCUAAUUCUAAAUAAACUUGCAAGAGGACUAUGAAAGAUUAUGAUGAACUUCUCAAAUAUUAUGAAUUACAUGAAACUAUUGGGACAGGUGGCUUUGCAAAGGUCAAACUUGCCUGCCAUAUCCUUACUGGAGAGAUGGUAGCUAUAAAAAUCAUGGAUAAAAACACACUAGGGAGUGAUUUGCCCCGAAUCAAAACGGAGAUUGAGGCCUUGAAAAAUCUGAGACAUCAGCAUAUAUGUCAACUCUACCAUGUGCUAGAGACAGCCAACAAAAUAUUCAUGGUUCUUGAGUACUGCCCUGGAGGAGAGCUGUUUGACUACAUAAUUUCCCAGGAUCGCCUGUCAGAGGAGGAGACCCGGGUUGUCUUCCGUCAGAUAGUAUCUGCUGUCGCUUACGUGCACAGCCAGGGCUAUGCUCACAGGGACCUCAAGCCAGAAAAUUUGCUGUUUGAUGAAUAUCAUAAAUUAAAGCUGAUUGAUUUUGGUCUCUGUGCAAAACCCAAGGGUAACAAGGAUUACCAUCUGCAGACAUGCUGUGGGAGUCUGGCUUAUGCAGCACCUGAAUUAAUACAAGGCAAAUCAUAUCUUGGAUCAGAGGCAGAUGUUUGGAGUAUGGGCAUACUGUUAUAUGUUCUUAUGUGUGGAUUUCUACCAUUUGAUGAUGAUAACGUAAUGGCUUUAUACAAGAAGAUUAUGAGAGGAAAAUAUGAUGUUCCCAAGUGGCUCUCUCCCAGUAGCAUUCUGCUUCUUCAACAAAUGCUACAGGUGGACCCAAAGAAACGGAUUUCCAUGAAAAAUCUAUUGAACCAUCCCUGGAUCAUGCAAGAUUACAACUAUCCUGUUGAGUGGCAAAGCAAGAAUCCUUUUAUUCACCUUGAUGAUGAUUGCGUAACAGAACUUUCUGUACAUCACAGAAACAACAGGCAAACAAUGGAGGCUUUAAUUUCACUGUGGCAGUAUGACUUUGGGAAGAAAAGGAUGAGAUAUAACAAAUUCAAUAGAGUCGUCUGGUAUUAUAGUGAUUAUGUGUCAAAGAAUCGGAGUCUGGAAGAUGUGACCACAAGUGAUGAAAAUUAUGUGACUGGAUUAAUAGACUAUGAUUGGUGUGAAGAUAAUUUAUCAACAGGUGCUGCUACUCCCCAAAAAUCACAGUUUACCAAGUAUUGGACAGAAUCAAAUGGGGUAGAAUCUAAAUCAUUAACUCCAGCCUUAUGCAGAACACCUGCAAAUAAAUUAAAGAACAAAGAAAAUGUAUAUACUCCUAAGUCUGCUGUAAAGAAUGAAGAGUACUUUAUGUUUCCUGAGCCAAAGACUCCAGUUAAUAAGAACCAGCAUAAGAGAGAAAUACUCACUACACCAAAUCGUUACGCUACACCCUCAAAAGCUAGAAACCAGUGCCUGAAAGAAACUCCAAUUAAAAUGCCAGUAAAUUCAACAGGAACAGACAAGUUAAUGACAGGUGUCAUUAGCCCUGAGAGACGGUGCCGCUCAGUGGAACUGGAUCUCAACCAAGCACAUAUGGAGGAGACUCCAAAAAGAAAGGGAGCCAAAGUGUUUGGGAGCCUUGAAAGGGGGUUGGAUAAGGUUAUCACUGUGCUCACCAGGAGCAAAAGGAAAGGCUGUGCCAGAGAUGGGCCCAGAAGACUGAAGCUUCACUAUAAUGUGACUACAACUAGAUUAGUGAAUCCAGAUCAACUCUUGAAUGAAAUAAUGUCUGUCCUUCCAAAGAAGCAUGUUGACUUUGUACAAAAGGGUUAUACACUGAAGUGUCAAACACAGUCAGAUUUUGGCAAAGUGACAAUGCAAUUUGAACUAGAAGUGUGCCAGCUUCAAAAACCGGAUGUGGUGGGUAUCAGGAGGCAGCGGCUUAAGGGCGAUGCCUGGGUUUACAAGAGAUUAGUGGAAGACAUCCUAUCUAGCUGCAAGGUAUAAUUGAUGGAUUCUUCCAUCCUGCCGGAUGAGUGUGGGUGUGAUACAGCCUACAUAAAGACUGUUAUGAUCGCUUUGAUUUUAAAGUUCAUUGGAACUACCAACUUGUUUCUAAAGAGCUAUCUUAAGACCCAUAUCUUUUUGUUUUUAAACAAAAGAUUAUUUUGUGGAUGAAUCUAAGUCAAGCCCAUCUGUCAUUAUCUGUUACUGUCUUUUUUAAUCAUGUGGUUUUGUAUAUUAAUAAUUGUUGACUUUCUUAGAUUCACUUCCAUAUGUGAAUGUAAGCUCUUAACUAUGUCUCUUUUUAAUGUGUAAUUUCUUUCUGAAAUAAAACCAUUUGUGAAUAUA